Messenger RNA from Cloeon dipterum, 1534 nucleotides. Its product is annotated as brachyurin-like. Gene Ontology annotation, biological process: proteolysis. The transcript is spliced from 6 exons. The record is from RefSeq and is a predicted model, not a curated record. Gene Ontology annotation, molecular function: serine-type endopeptidase activity. NCBI's taxonomy places the organism in Eukaryota, Metazoa, Arthropoda, Insecta, Ephemeroptera, Baetidae. The coding region runs from base 442 to 1311 and encodes 289 amino acids.
CCUAAUGACAUGAAGUCUUUGACUCGAAAUUAUUUAACCACUUAAAAAACUGUUUCUAUUGUGUCUGCUUAUGAAACAUAAUUCUUUCUAAGCUGAUUGACAAAUAGCUCAAAAACUCGAAUGAUGCGUUUUUACCGUAACGGGAAAACCGUUUAAUUUGCUUCGGCAGCUUCCUGUUGGAAGAUUCGACACGCGUCAGUGUGAGUGUCGCUUGGCAAUAGCACGUUCACAGCACGAUAUGCUAGGAUAUUUGAUACUAAUCAUUACUGCAUUCACCGCAAGACAAACGAAAGCCCAAUUAUCAGAGGUAUGCCUCUCACUUCAAUCCCGACACCUUGAUUCUUUCUUCGAUUUCAUUCGGCCCAGAACGCAAUAUUGGCAGCACAAGUGAAUCUAGACUUGUAUUUUCGAUAUCGCAGCAGUCCAAGAAUCGCGAACACCAUGCGUAACGUCCGAAAUCCCGUAGACACAAGUGCAAUCACGCCAGCCCAGUUCGACAAAAUCAGGGUCCGACUGAGGCCUAGGGGCGACGGAAUCGCGAUCAAAGGGAGGAGGAGGGAACCCGAUGCCGGCAAACUCCCAAUGUCAAUCAACAAUGAGAUCGACAAAAGAAACCCACUGAAGAGCGGUCAGUUUCCUUGGCACGCUGGAAUCAACGCAGACGACAAGCAUUUCUGUGCGGGAGCCAUGAUUUCUAGUCGGCACAUUAUAACCGUCGCACAUUGCGUCAAUGGAUUCGUGAAUUUCACCAUAACUCUGGGUGACAUCGAUCGCAACCAAUUCGAACGCAACGUAAUUCUGAUGACCACCGACUCAAAAUUAGUGCACAACAAUUUCGAGCUCCAGACACUCGCUUUCAACGUCGCAUUGCUCAUACUUCCAAUUUCAAUCGCGACAAACGGUUUAAACAUUAAACCCGUGUCAUUGCCAAAGAGGUCAGAUUCAACUAAACCUUUUACCAAAGAAAAAGUCUACCUCACCGGAUGGGGAUUCACAAACGACGGCAACUAUGCAAACGCUCUCCUCACCAGAGCGAAUAUGACAGUAGCAGAUAUUGGAGACUGCUACAAGAAGUAUGGCGCAAUAAUUAACUUUCAACACCUGUGCACGUACUCCGAAGUAAACACCUGUUUCGCCAACGACGGUAGUCCUCUCGUGUACCGCGACUCUGACUACACGUGGAACCUGCUGGGCCUGACACAGUUCCGCAGCACCGAAAACUGUGCCUCGGGAGACCCACUCGUCUUCUUCAGGGUGACGGCGGUCCUUGCUUGGCUCUCAGACAAAACCAGUCUCGCCAUCAGAAACUAAGCGUUGGGAUUGGAAUUUUACGAUAUAUGUGAAAGGUCUAGCAUUAAAUUUAACAAGUAAAAACUGAACAACCAUCUCUCUCUCUCUCUCUCUCUCUCUCUCUCUCUCUCUCUCUCUCUCUCUCUCUCUCUCUCUCUCUCUCUCUCUCUCGAGAAGGUGCAACUUCUAAAAUGUAACUGUAUGUAUAUGCAUUUAAUAAAAGAUCCCAUCCAACUAUAAAUUU